This is a messenger RNA of Myotis myotis, 3422 nucleotides long. Its product is annotated as protein ATP6V1FNB. Lineage: Eukaryota; Metazoa; Chordata; Mammalia; Chiroptera; Vespertilionidae. The transcript is spliced from 2 exons. Bases 2062 to 2664 code for a protein of 200 amino acids. The record is from RefSeq and is a predicted model, not a curated record.
GGUCGUUGCCAUGGUGACCGCCAGGGGUCGCCUUGGACACGCAAACUGCGGCACCCAGCGCAGCCCCUGGGGCGGAAGGCGCAAGGUCACCAAAGCCCAGAGAAGGGGACACCCACUGCUGCCCUCUGUGCUCUCGGCACCUGGACUUACCAGCCUGGGGGCGGGGGCGGCCUGGGUCAGGGAGGCUUUCUGGAGUUCCGGGAUCGGCCCCGCCCCCGGGCCCUGCCACCGCUCAGCCCCGCAACUACCGAGUUUCUCCCUCCUUCCUUCCCCACCACCAGCUGCCACAGAGCUAAGGUGCAGCGCCCUACCCACCGUGAGCCUUUUCUAAGCACCUGCCUGUGCCAGGCAGCACCUCAGAGGUACAGAUCCGGCGUGGAGGCGGGCGGGGCCCAGAGGCGCAAGCUCCCCGAAGCCAAGACAUGUUGCGGUUUUGUUCGCUCGCAGCUCCUGGCACACAGGAGGCCCUCAGUCUGGAAGGAAUGGUGCUCACAGCCAGGUUUUUAAAGCCUGGAUUAAAACGGUGUUUGCACAAUUCAUCAGUGACCACCGUGAUGGAGGCCUGCAGACCCAGGUUGUCCCACUUAACUAGCUGGCGCUCUAUUUCCCAAACUUCCUCAGAGCCCUCAUUCUACAGGUGGGAGCACCGAGGCCCAGAGGACAGUCCCGGCAGCUGUGUCCUUCCUCGCCUUUCAGAAGGGGGUCCCAUCUGUACCUCUUCUCCCACGCUGCCUGGCUCCCUCGGGUCCAUAGUUCAGGUCUCAGUCAAAGGGCACUUCCUCUGGGAAGCCUUCCCUGACCAGCCUCCCUCUCCUGCCUCCCCUUCUACCCACCCAGUGGUAUGUCUCUCUCCCCUUCUGCACUGUGAAAGCCUGAGGACAGGCAGCGUGGGGACUCUGUCCCUCCUCAUCUACCUGUAGUGCCUGGCUCUGUGCCUGCCACAGGCUCAAAAGUAAACGAAUGUUUGUGGAAUGAAUAGGUGAGAGCUCAACCUGCAGAGUGAAAAGGUGAGUGGUACUCACCUCCUCCUCACUGGCUCUCACCCUGGAGGGCCCUGGUCAGGGGCAGAGGGUGCUGCGGAGUCCUGGUGGGUCCUCCUCGGCCCCGCCCUGCCUGUGCCCCUCCCAUGGUGCUUGCCACACUCCAUGGUAGAGUCUGUGUUUGUAAUACAUGACGUGGGUUUUCCCCGAGUGAGCAUUUACUGUUGCUGAGCUCAGUUUCCUCAUCUGGAAAAUCGAGUUAAGAAGCCUGGUAGUGAGUCGCUGUGAGGAUUAAGUGAAAUCCCUCAGGAAAACCCCAGCUCAGGGCCUGGCACAGAGGUACCACCACAUACCAACUGCAUGCCCUGGAACAGGCAUAUCCUUGCCCUAAGCCUCCAUUUCCCCAUCUGAAAAGGAGACUCUGAAAGCCCCAUAAUCGAGGGGUGAUUUAAAGUGUGUGGAGCACGGCUGGUGCCAGGCAGGUACUUGCUGGACAACCGCCGCUGACACUCAGGGAGGGCUGCUCUAUGUCAGGAACGGCCCAAGUUGUGAUGCGCUGGCCUAAUGCCAUUCCCUCAAUGCUGAGGGUCCUUUCCACGAUCCUCUGGAUGUGCCAAUGAGGCCGUGCAGCUGUGGAGUGGCAGAGCUGUGUCUAGGAGUUGGCACCCAGAGUUGCCAUGGCAACCCCCCAUCCCCAGCCAUGUGUCCGGAGCUUCCUGAGGGAGGACACUAGGCCUCUCUCUGGACCCCCUGGGAUGCCUGGUGGAUAGUAGGUGUACACUGAGGUUUGCUAAAUGGAACAGAGGCAAUGGCACCCCAUGCAUCACCCCAAGACCCCUGAGCCCUGAAUCCCUCUGGGGCAAGCACCCUGGGUGGGUUGUGGUGGCUUUGCUCCCUUUUCCAGCCUGGUCUCUCCUGCAGCCUAUGAAUGGCCCCAGUCCCCACUGUGCUCAGCCCCUCCUCUCCAGCAGGACCUUAGCAACCCAGGCCUCACUGGCUACACGUAUCCUUGGAGACAAGACACCAAGAGUGCAAACACAGGCCAGAGAGCUGUGGGCAGAGUGUUUCCAACCUCCCUGCCAUGAGGGAUCUGUUCACCUUCCAGAACCAAGCCUGCUGGGAGGAGCGCCUCAGGAAGGAGGCUGCUGCCCGAGCCGCCUGGAAGGUCAACCAUGGCCACAAGUACCCCAAGGAGAGGUCCCUGCCCAGGAAGCGGCUCCAGCAGGCCCUCCUCCCCUCAGCCCCGGGAGUGGGGUCCUUGCCUGCCACCAGCUCCCCUGGCAGAAGGACCGGAUUGCCGGAGACCCAGGGGGUCAGGGCCCAGCCAUCUGGGACAGUGGGAGUCCCGGAGGCCCAAAGAGCAACUCGGGAGCCCGCAGGCCAGACCAAACGAGCGAGCUUGGAAAUGAGGCGGGUGCCCUCGAGCACCCGGCAGCUGCUCUUCCAAGGCCUCUCCCACGACGGCCAAGGCCGGGCCUUGUACCUCCGGGAGCGGAACCGAAAGAAGCCAGCGGAGAAGUUUCGGUAUCCCGUCUUAUCCUCCUGGGAGUACGGCUGGCACGUGGGGGAUGCUGUGAAGAACACCAGGCUUUCAAUAUAUGCCAAGUGCCAGCCCAUCACAGAAACCUUUCACAGCAAAUGUGGCGUCUUCCAUUUUCCUCGGCGAACAGACCAGCUAAUGUGAACUUCGCGGGAUUCAGAAGUGGCUCCUUCCUUUGCCCUCGUCCAGCUGGACCCUGCGGAGGGGAGAUGCUGCCCACCCGCCCUCCCUGUGCUGGCAGCCCGUCCCUGCUGGGCACCCCAGGACUCAGGGUGGCCCACCUGCUGCCUCCAUCUGCCCUCGGUGACCGCAGCUCCUCACAGAGCUCCCACCACCAUCCCCAGCCUGUGCCACCACCAGGUCAAACCCGAAACCCAAGUAAGUGCCCUGACCGAAUCAAACCCCACCCACCCACCACCACCCCUUGGGUACAGGCCGGCGCUCCAACCAACUGAGCCACACCGGCCAGGGUGAUAUUUUCAGCUUUGUGGGCCAUCAGGUCUGAACCACAAAACCACCCAGCUCUGCUGUUGUAGUGUAAAAGCAGUGUGGACAGAACAUAAACAAGUGAGCAUGGAUGUGUUCUAAUAAAACUUUAUUUAAAAAAACUUGUGGUGGGCUAGAUUUGACCAUAGUAGUAGUUGGCUGAACCGUAGGUUAAAUGAAAUAUAUUAUUAAAAUUAAUUUUACUUGUUUUUUUGUUUCUUUAUUUUAAUGUGACUACUAGAAAAAUUACAAAUUGGCUCACGUGGCAUCCCUAUUGGAUCUAAGCACUUUGCAAACUGAGGGAUAUUUUGUUCCCUGGGGAGAAGCCUGUGUGUGUGUGUGUGUGUGUGUGUGUGUGUGUGUGAAUGUGUGUGAAUGUGUGUGAGUGUGUGUGACUGUGUGUGACUGUGUGUGAG